This is a messenger RNA of Hypomesus transpacificus, 1857 nucleotides long. It is a transcript of the gene atf3, whose product is annotated as activating transcription factor 3. The record is from RefSeq and is a predicted model, not a curated record. Gene Ontology annotation, biological process: regulation of transcription by RNA polymerase II. Gene Ontology annotation, molecular function: RNA polymerase II cis-regulatory region sequence-specific DNA binding; DNA-binding transcription factor activity, RNA polymerase II-specific. The transcript has 4 exons. Gene Ontology annotation, cellular component: nucleus. Lineage: Eukaryota; Metazoa; Chordata; Actinopteri; Osmeriformes; Osmeridae. Bases 198 to 839 code for a protein of 213 amino acids.
AUAAAUAGGAUGACGUCACUUUGACCUGCCCACCGUGCUAGUAAAAUGCCAGAGCAAGCGAACGGUCUAUAUAAACGGGUGAUGCAACGUUACAGCGGCAACUGUAACUUUCUUAGUCAACAGAAGAGAUUCACAACCAGCCUGUGUCCAAUAAAGGCUUUUCAACAGAUCCACUGAAAUCUUUAAUCUGGUUCAUAAUGAUGCUUCAGCACCCCGGUCCAAGUCUGUCCGACAUCAGCACGUCCGCCCUAGUCCCCUGCCUCUCGCCGCCGGGAACACUUACCCUAGACGAUUUUACCAGCUUUACGCCGCUGGUGAAGGAGGAGCUCCGCUUCGCCAUCCAGACCAAGCGGCUAUCCCACGGUCUCAGCGCGGACAUGAGUGACUGUGCGAGCUCAAGCUCGGACCGACCAUCCGAGGUCUCUAGUGGCAGGAGAGAGGUAAUCCCAGAAGAGAGUGACAGAAGGAAAAGACGACGAGAGAGAAACAAAGUUGCUGCUGCCAAGUGUAGGAACAAGAAGAAGGAGAAGACAGACGGUCUCCAGAAGGAGUCGGAAAAGCUGGAGACGGUGAACGCAGAUUUGAAGGCUCAGAUAGAGGAGCUCAAGCAACAGAAGCAGCAGCUGGUGUACAUGCUCAACCUCCACCGGCCCACCUGUAUCGUCCGCGCCCAGAACGGCCAGACCCCAGAGGAUGAGAGGAAUCUCUUCAUCCAGCACAUCAAGGAGAGCGCACUCCAGGGGCUAGGCGUCGCCCCCGCCGACCACCUUGACGGACAGUUCCUGCUCCACAGCGGGCACGCCCACGGCAUGGUGCCCACUACCUGUGGGCACCUGUGAUCGAUGAGGCCUGGGCUGGGCAAGCUGACAGAACUGUGGGUUCUACACCCAGGAUGUGACCCUUCAGCCAGCUGGUCUGGGAUCAAGUCCCGACCUGGAACGAUAGUGAGAAGGCCAAAACUGAAGCCAGACCAGCCUCCAGGAAGGAAAUGUACACUGUACCCUGUACACCCUCAGAGGGAAUGCUGCUACUGUGAGGAGACAGCCAAAGACUCAACACUUCCUGAUCAGGGUGGGGUCUGCUAGCAGAAACAAGAAGUACUUUUCGAGGACAUGCCCAACAGCAUAUACCCAGAAAACGCCAGGGAUUCAUAGACAGAAAGCACUAAAACAGGGAAAUGUUUGCUUUUAUUGUUCUGUUAUUCCUAAAUCUUAAAGUGGUUCUUAGAGAUAGGAGACUUAAGUAUAUAUUUUUUUGUUUUUGUUUUUUUGUACCAAAGCACCAAAUUGAGUUGUAAAAGACACAAUUUAACUAAACACUUGAGCUUGUUAACAUGACAAACCUGUCUGGUACAUCUUGUUAUAACAUAAUGAACAUAAGUUACAAAGCUCUAGUCUAUGUGUGAGGCAUGUGUAUAACUUGUUAUAGAGCCAAAAGGUUCUUGCUAGUGUUCUUGUCUAUGAAAGUAUGACUUGCCUCUGUCCAGUUUGAGCUACGAUAUCUGUAGCUCAGUGCUGUCUGUCUUUCUCUGCCCUGACUCAACGAUAACCCUGAAUGCACUGCUACUUUCUCAGGAUGCUCAGAAAUAGUCCACAGGGGCAGAGAUAUGCAUAUUCGACAAACUUUAGCUUGUAGAAUUCUCUCCUAAGAAGUCCUGCUUGUGUUUGCAAUGUAGUUUUACAUCUGAACUGUAGUGUAUAAUAUACAGUAGUUAGUCAUUUGUAAUGUGCAUAAAAUUGUGAUUGUAAAAACCAACGAACACCUCUUACGUUCCUCAUAAGACUGUUUAUAACGUCUGUAUGUAUUUAUUUAUCAGAACUGGCUUUAUUACUAUAAACCCACCAGAAGGAAUCACUA